AUGGGGAAGAGAAAGAGCUCCUCUAUGAAACCUAAACCCAAAAGAAUACCGAAAUUAGACAAAGAAUUUGACUGUCCCUUCUGCAGUCACUCCAAGGCUGUUAAAGUUGAGCUAGACAGAGUUCGAGGCGUCGGUUCUUUGAGCUGUCGCGUGUGCGGUGCUGCAUACAGUCGCCCGGUGUCUCGAUUAGAUGAAGGUAUUGAUGUGUAUGGGGACUGGAUAGAUGCAUGCGUUGCAGCAAAUGCAGAAGCAGCAAAAGAAGCAAAAGCUAAACUAGAGAGGGGCCUUCAACCUUCUCCUGCUCCUGCUGCUCCUGCUGCUGCACCUGCUGCUGCUGCUCCUGCUGCUCCUGCUGCUGGGGGUGGUGGUGGUGCUGCUGCUGCUUCUGCUGGAGGUGAAAGAGCAGCAGCAAGAAAUAAACAAGAGCGUGAAAAAGAAUUAAAGGCGUUAAAGAGUUCUAGAGGGACAGAGAGACAGCUGAAGAGACAAAAGGAGACAGAUACUGAAAGCGAGAAAGAAAGCAGCAGCAGCAGCAGCAGCAGCGAGAGCGAAGCAGCAGAAGAGACAAAACCCCCUAAGAAGCGUCUUAAGAGUGGAAUUAAAGACAGAGACAGCGGCUUUGAAGAUAAAGAAGAAGAAAUAGAGACAGCUGCUGAUGGGCACGACAGAGACACAGAGGAGUUUAUAAACAAAGACAAAGAUAAAGAAAUAGAUGCAGUAAAGCAGCAGCAAAACAAUCAGCAGCAACCAGAUACAAGUGCAGCUGUCGGGGGCCUUCUUGAACGCUACCGCGAUGAAGGAGAGGAGACAGAAGAAGAGGGUGAAGGAGACACAAAUCUUUUUAAUGAUGAUGAAUGA
Eimeria acervulina is the source of this 858-nucleotide messenger RNA. RefSeq lists its product as hypothetical. NCBI's taxonomy places the organism in Eukaryota, Apicomplexa, Conoidasida, Eucoccidiorida, Eimeriidae. The coding region runs from base 1 to 858 and encodes 285 amino acids. Gene Ontology annotation, biological process: transcription elongation by RNA polymerase II. Gene Ontology annotation, cellular component: transcription elongation factor complex. The record is from RefSeq and is a predicted model, not a curated record. Gene Ontology annotation, molecular function: RNA polymerase II complex binding. The transcript has 2 exons.